Molecule: messenger RNA, 1978 nt
Organism: Betta splendens (Siamese fighting fish)
Lineage: Eukaryota; Metazoa; Chordata; Actinopteri; Anabantiformes; Osphronemidae
Gene: gjb8
Product: gap junction protein beta 8
Exons: 2
Coding region: 226-1035 (269 amino acids)
Biological process (GO): cell communication
Cellular component (GO): connexin complex
Source: RefSeq, a predicted model, not a curated record
CUUAAAGCCCGGACGAGACGCGGCUGGAGCCGAAGACGAGCAGAGACGGAGGGAACCGCUGGAAAAGGAAUGAAACGGUAGCUUUCACUUCAUGGAAAACCUGUGAACGUUUUGGGAGAAGCUCCACCGACAGCAGGCGCCCGUCUUGGCACCAGUGAUAGUUGUAAAUGAGCCGCGUCCCGCCGUUGCUCACCCACGUUGAACCCUUGCUCGUGCAGGUCCACCAUGAGCUGGGGCGCGCUCUACGCCCAGCUGGGCGGCGUCAACAAGCACUCCACCAGCCUGGGCAAGAUCUGGCUGUCCGUGCUCUUCAUCUUCCGCGUCACCAUCCUGGUGCUGGCGGCCGAGAGCGUGUGGGGCGACGAGCAGUCCGACUUCACCUGCAACACGCAGCAGCCGGGCUGCAAGAACGUGUGCUACGACCACUUCUUCCCCGUGUCGCACAUCCGCCUGUGGUGCCUGCAGCUGAUCUUCGUGUCCACGCCGGCGCUGCUGGUGGCCAUGCACGUGGCCUACAGGAAGCGCGGGGACAAGCGGAGCAUGCUGGCGUCCCGCGGCGCCGAGAGGACGCCCCCCGCGGAGCUGGAGACGCUGAAGAGGCGGCGCCUGCCCAUCGCCGGCCCGCUGUGGUGGACCUACACCUGCAGCCUGUUCUUCCGGCUGCUCUUCGAGGGCGGCUUCAUGUACGCGCUCUACUUCGUGUACGACGGCUUCCGGAUGCCGCGGCUGGUGAAGUGCGAGCAGUGGCCGUGUCCCAACAAGGUGGACUGCUUCAUCUCGCGGCCCACGGAGAAGACCGUGUUCACCAUCUUCAUGGUGGCGUCGUCGGCCGCCUGCAUGGUGCUCAACGUGGCCGAGCUGUGCUACCUCAUCGCCAAGGCCCUGACGCGGUGCCUGGCCCGGUCCGGCGACGGGCGGCGCCGCUACGGCCACGCGGACGGCGUGAUGGCGGACGACGCCCUGCUGCAGAACAAGAAGAACGAGAUGCUGCUGUCCUCCUCCACCGACUCGUCCAGCAACAAGACCAUGUGCUGAGGGGACGCGGUGCGUGGAGGUCGGAGCGCGUGCGUUUGGACCUCGGGUUCUGUUGGGACUCACCGGCCUCCAAACUCCAAGCGGAGGCUUGUCUUUUCAUACACAUCUGUCUGAUCUUAGGGCCGUGGAUGGAUGUGGGUGUUUCAGGACAGAUGUUUCAUUGGGUGAGAAGACUGAGGCAACGCUGACCUCUAAUGGCGGCACUGGAACCUCUGCUGAUGUGAAAGGAGCGAGUUAAUUAGUUUAUUGAAGCCGGAGGUGAGACGUCUUCACAGGAGGCGAUAUCUGAGUCAUCAUUAUUCACCUGCUAGAGAAAUAUGACAUCUGUUCUAGUCCGGAGAGAGAAUAUAAACCGUGCCAGUUGUAGAGAACAGCCCAUUCUUUUGUGUCGUAGUCGCUCCUCACCUCAUGGUGGGAAACGUGGCCGUUGCUGCUCAGCGGUUCCUCCUCGUGGACGCUCAGCCUGCGGCUGUUUGGACCGUGGGGGGCGGUGUGCACUGAUUAGCUGGCGGUGUCAGCUUUCAGCAUGCGCCUACGCUAAACCGCUCCAUCCAGGAAUAGCGGAGUCGGAUUAGUCGCCUCCAACACCGCAAUUGGUCGCGUUCGUUUACAAAUGUAUAAAAAGAAAACGUGAACGUGUCACAUGUUGAUGUUAUGCAACUGGCAAAGCUAAUAGCAUUAAGUGUAUCUUGCAUUGACCUUUGACCUCUUGAUUUCUGUUACAGCCAAAUGACCUUUUGAUGAUGUGUGAUGGGCUCAGAAGAAGCAGCCGAUCGAGUUCGUCCCAAAACAUUUUCUACAGCGUAGUUUAUACUUUACUUCUAACAAGGAAAUUACUAAUGCACAGACGGCUUCUAGGAAGAAAAUGAAGUAAUUCACUUAAACAAUGUUUUUAUUAUACUUGAACUUUUGAUUUUGUUUUCAUAAAUUAGUAAAAACCAAA